AUGUCUUCCUUCUUCACGCCCCGGUUUCUUCUUUCAUGCGUAACACUUGCGUUAUUCCUCCAGACUCCUUCUUAUGCGGUCACCGACGAUUAUUUUGCAGCUUGCAGUACUCUGUACAAUUGCGGGAAGAUUAAAAACGUCGGGUUUCCUUUCUGGGGACAAGGCCGUCGAGAAAGUUGUGGCUAUCCUGAUUUGUAUCUCAAUUGUUCUGACGGUUUGACCUUCAUAACAAUCCAAAACGUCACAUACUUGGUAUUGGAUGCCAAACCAGAACAACAAAUUCUGAGUAUCGUUAGAUUCGACUUGAAGCAAAGCUUAUGCCCAAAUCAGCUUCUCAAUGCAAGCCUUGACCUUCAGUUGUUUGAGAACGUGCCGGAAACAAAAAAUUUUACCCUUUUAUAUGGUUGUCCGUCAAUCCCUUCACUAAACCCCCUACUAUUUUAUUGUCCCAAAGAUGGGUUCCAUAAUCCAUUCGCCUAUCUACUGUCGGAUAAUAUUCCUGAAAUUUCUGCGUUAUGCUCUACAAGCGUGGUUGUUCCUGUUAAAACUCCUACGUCAUUGGUUGAUCUUCAGGUUUUAGGCAUAGUGCAAAAGUGGCUUAGUGAUGGGUUUGAAAUAAGAUGGAUAGCUGGAAUUGUAGAUUGUGAUAAGUGUCAGAUAAGAGGGGGAGUCUGUGGCUAUGAUUGGGAUUCAAAUAAGAUUACCUGCUAUUACAUAUUAGGCAACUCAGCGCCGCAGCCUCAGUGGACGCCUCAGCCUCAGGGGACUUCAGGCCCCUUUCUACUGACUUAUUGUAUGGAUAAGUUUGAUUCCAACAUAAAACCACCUCUCAAUUCGUCCUCCACGUUCCUCCUUUUGGUUCCUUUGUUGAUCUCUGUCCAUAUUCCAACAUCUCUUGGUGCGAAUGAUGAUCAGUAUACAAACUGUUCAAGUGGCUCUUUUAUCUGCGGAAGCGUCCAAAACCUCACUUAUCCAUUUUGGGGGGGAGAAAGAGCAAAUUAUUGUGGUCUUCCUGAUUUCAACCUCACCUGCGAAGCCAAUAUCCCAAAAAUUACCGUACGGUCCCUCAAAUACCGGAUUCUUCAUUUGGAAUGGACUACACAGACUCUUGUAGUGGCUCGGGAUGAUUAUUUUGACACUAUCUGUCCAACUGAUUACAAAAACAACACAUUUGAUCAAACAACGUUCAAGUAUGUGGAUGAUGGGCUUAGCAAUGCGACCUUUCUCUACGAUUGUGGUUCUUAUAGUUCUCCUCCAUUUCCAUCAAAUCCUUUCGAUAAAAAGUGCAAGGUUGCUGAUAAUGAUACAGAUAUAACAGUCUACUACCUUCCCGGACCAUGGUUUAUAAGGGAUUGCAAAAGUGUUAUCAUGCCGAUUUAUGAAGCAAACCUUGGUCGAGUUGAAGCUGCUAUACAGGAUGUAUUACGAGAUGGGUUUGCAUUGCAAUGGAUGGUAAACACUGAGGAUUGCAACACAUGCUCUCAAUCUGGUGGCCAGUGCGGCUAUGAUGGACAAUUCUCCUGCUUUUGCAAAGAUGGACCCCAAAAAACUUCAUGUCCUGGUAAAACGUCAGGAUCAAUUGAGAAGCUGGGUUCGCGAGUUGCUAUAGGCAUUUCAACAGGAGUUGGUGGACUUGCUCUAAUCUCGAUUUUGAUUAUUUAUAUAUGCAAGAAGCGUUUUGGAAUAGAAAAUGGGAAAUUAUUCACAGAGAGAAGAGCAUAUCAUGAUCACAAUGUUAAAUCCUUCAUGAGAAACUAUGGCUCUUUGGCGCCAAAGAAAUAUGGUUAUGCAGAAGUGAAAAGAAUGACAAAAUCAUUUUCAAACAAAUUGGGCGAAGGAGGGUAUGGUGUUGUAUACAAAGCCAGCCUACCUGAUGGUCGUCCAGUGGCAGUUAAAGUAAUAAGGGAAUCUAAAGGAAGUGGAGAAGAAUUUAUAAAUGAAGUUGCAAGCAUCAGCAGAACCUCCCAUGUCAACAUAGUCACUCUCCUGGGAUUUUGUCAUGAAAGGAACAAAAGAGUAUUAAUCUAUGAAUACCUGUCAAACGGUUCCUUGGAUAAUUUCAUCUAUCAGAGAGGGUCUUCAAACGCUCUCUGUGCUUUGGAGUGGAAGUUAUUGUACCAGGUUGCUAUUGGCAUUGCUCGUGGACUGGAGUACUUGCAUCGGGGUUGUAACACAAGAAUUUUGCAUCUUGAUAUCAAACCCCAAAACAUUCUCUUAGAUGAAGAAUUUUCCCCAAAAAUAUCCGAUUUUGGAUUGGCUAAAUUAUGUCAAAAGAAGGAGAGUAUUGUGUCAAUACUAGGCACAAGAGGAACAAUAGGGUUCAUUGCACCAGAAAUAUUCAGCAGAGCAUUUGGCGGUGUUUCUUACAAAGCAGAUGUUUAUAGCUAUGGCAUGUUGGUCCUUGAAAUGGUUGGAGGAAGGAAGAACUACGACAGUGGAGGAUCACAAGCUGAUGAGCAGUAUUUUCCAGAUUGGAUUUAUAAGGAUCUUGAGCAUGGUAAGCAUCCAGCUAGUUCUUUAGUAAUCACAGAGGAAGAUGAUGAAGUGGUAAGGAAGAUGACUUUAGUGAGUCUAUGGUGUGUUCAAACCAAUCCAUCAGAUAGACCAGCUAUGAGUAAAGUGGUAGAAAUGUUAGAAGGACCCCUUCAAUCCUUAACGAUUCCUCCAAAGCCAUCCCUUGAAUAUCCUACAAAAUCAUCAGCAGUUAUACAAUUGUCAAAUGCAUCUUCCGAAGACAUGAUUCAUACAGUUUCAAUAAGCAGUUGACUUGUACACUGUACCUACUGCCAAAGACAAUUUAACUUCGAAUUGUCUUGGAAGAUUCAUGGAUAAUUGCCAACUAUUGCUUUCCUUUAUGUUUGUUCAUGCAAGUAUGUGGGCCAAUGACCCUUGAAUAAACGUUGAUGCGAAUAUUUCAAAAAUUUGUGCUAAGGCAUAUGAAGGAUGAUCCGGUGGAAUUCUUCAGUGUUUUGGCUCGUCCAUGAAGAAGUAAAAGUCAAAUCCACUCA
This is a messenger RNA of Neltuma alba, 3008 nucleotides long. RefSeq names its product LEAF RUST 10 DISEASE-RESISTANCE LOCUS RECEPTOR-LIKE PROTEIN KINASE-like 2.1. Bases 1 to 2766 code for a protein of 921 amino acids. The record is from RefSeq and is a predicted model, not a curated record. Gene Ontology annotation, molecular function: protein kinase activity; polysaccharide binding; ATP binding. Gene Ontology annotation, biological process: protein phosphorylation. NCBI's taxonomy places the organism in Eukaryota, Viridiplantae, Streptophyta, Magnoliopsida, Fabales, Fabaceae. The transcript is spliced from 5 exons.